CUGUGGCAACUUUUGUUUAAGUAACAUCACAUUCCAGUUUCAUUCCAUUCCUGUGUUAGUUUUAACUCCCGAAACGAUGAAAAUGGGGAUCCGAAAUAUAUUUUUACAUCCAUCUUAUUUUUUAAUCCCAGUUUCAAUUUUGAUACAGUGAUAUAAUUUGUUAACAUGAAGUUGCAUCCGAAAAGCAUUAGUCUCCCAGGUCUUUUCUUUAGUUUAGGUCUGUUGUUGUUUUAUAUCUCGAGUGCGAACUGCAAAACGACCGACAAGUAUUUCGGCAACCAAAACGAGCCUCUGCAACAAGACAUAGCGAAAUACCUGCAAGCCCUGGAAAAGUUCGAGAUCAACAACAGCAGCUUCCAAGAGCUAACAUCGAGCAUCAAAAACUUCUUCAAAUACAUCAACUUCAGACGACAAGACGAACUCGCCUCCUUGCUCUUCACGUACGCCAAGUUGCGACCGGACUUGUUUCCUCUCGUACAGGAACGCAAAGUCGCUUACAAGAAGUUCGCGCACGGCAAAACCAACAUCGUCAUCAGGAGAAACGACAGUGUCUUGUUCAUGAUCUUCACGAGUCGGCCGGGGGUCGAAUGGAUGCGCAAAAAGAUCAUCAUGGUCGAGGAGAAAAAGGCCGAUAAGAAAAAAGAUGCGGCGGCAGAAGGAAUUAUAGACAUAAGAGAUAUAGAUUUCAAGCCGGAGAAAAAGCCGAGACAAGGGAAUAAAAAUGUAGGGAAGCAAGGGAAGGGGAGGGAGGAAAAGGAGAAUAAGGUUAGGAAGGAGCCUGGGAUGCAUUUCAAAGGGAUCGACGGGGUACUUAAGCAUUGGGUGCUGGUGCAACUGAAGUGGCCGAGGACAGACGAUGCACUUUCCAAUUGCACGCUGGUGGCUGAGUAUCGAUGGGACAACGUUGUAGGCCAAACGUACUCGGAAACUCUGAUGGAGCAGCUGGAAAUCAACCCAGGGCCUCCUCAACCUAAAGCCUGAGAGACUUGAGUGGGUUUCCUGGGCGUGAAAUGUCAGGAGGGGCUGGAUGAUUAUUUCGCCAAAACAAACGAGACAUUGAAAAAAGACGCGAGCCAAUACUUGAAAGCACUGGAAGUUUUCGAAAAAACCAAUUCUAGUUUUGAAUCUUUGACUACAUCCAUUAGGCACUUAUUCAAGCACAUAGAUCUUUCCAGGCAGGAUGAACUGUCCUCGGUCUUAUACGCAUUCCCGAAACUGCGCCCAGACCUCUUCCCCUUGGUUGAGGAGCGGAAGAUUUCCCAAAGAGAAUCCUCUCACAGAAUAUCUAACGUCUCCAUCAAGAGGAAGGAUGACUUUUUCUUCAUAUUCUUCCCCACUCGCACAAACGUGGAAUGGAUGUUCAAGUGCAUAAAUUACACGGACGGAAAAAUGUUUUACAGAACGGUUCCGGAGCCAAUCAAGGAUUUGGUUAUGGUGCAGCUAACUUGGGAAAAAUCGGCUGCGUUUAAGGAAAAUCGAACGCUGACGGCAGAAUACCGAUGGGCUCCGCAUAAGGAUGGUAAAAAUACUGCGUUUGUAACACAAGAAUUCAAGAAUGAUGAUGAAGAAUAGUGAAUUCAUACAUGAAAA
Messenger RNA from Bemisia tabaci, 1590 nucleotides. Lineage: Eukaryota; Metazoa; Arthropoda; Insecta; Hemiptera; Aleyrodidae. The record is from RefSeq and is a predicted model, not a curated record.